UGUUUCAAAGGCAGAGUGUUUCUGUUUUGGUGGCAGAAUUUUAGCCGGAUAGCGUGGAAGAUUUAGUCGAUACUUCUGACCGCUUGAAAGAAAUAAACCGGUUGAGUCACUUGUGCCACGCAAGACUGACGGCUCCCUCACAUUAACCCAGGGGCAAGUGGGGCAGGAGAGACUCCCGUCUGAGACUACGAGACAGCCUGGCAGAUAACAGACGCGAAAUCUGCGCCGUCAAUUCGACAAACACCGGCAUUGAGUUGUCUCGAAACCUUCACAAAGUUUACACACAAGCCUCUAGGCUUUGCUCUCGGUUUAACACAGCCAUAUAAGGAUUACCAACUAGAGAGUCAUUAUAGCAGCGGCAUGGAGGUCUCUCGACUUGGUAGUGUCUGCAUAGCAAUGUUCGUGGUUUCUCUCGUUAUAUACUCCGCAGAAGCAGCCCCCACUGAAGUGACAACUGGCUCACUCGUCGAGACUUCGGCCGCAGCCACCACUGCACCCCCUGUUUUAACCGAGGCAGCGACCACACAGCCCCCCGCGCCGCCCCCAGAACCCACUCAGGCACCCGUAGCAGACUCUGAUCCACCCACCAAUCCGCCUUCUGUUGUGGAGGUGACGACAACUCAAGCCCCGCCACCUCCCCCUGUGGUAACGGAAGCGCCUACCACAGUACCUCCCCCUGUGGUAACGGAUGCGCCUACCACAGUACCUCCCCCUGUGGUAACGGAUAAGCCUACCACAGUACCUCCCCCUGUGGUAACGGAUGCGCCUACCACAGUACCUCCCCCUGUGGUAACGGAUGCGCCUACAACUGUGCAGCCAACGGAACCACCUUCAACGAGGCCUCCGCCUAUAGAUGGAAAUUGGUCGGUAUGGGGUGCGUGGUCAGCCUGCUCAGUUACGUGUGGAAGUGGACAAAAAACACGACGUCGAGCCUGCAAUAACCCGGCGCCUAGCAACGGCGGCCAGCAGUGUCUUGGGGAUGACGUCGAAAGCGGCAGCUGCAUGACUACGGUCGCUUGUCCUGUAGAUGGCCGAUGGACCGAAUGGGGAGACUGGGACCCAUGUUCGAAGACGUGUGGGGCUGGGUUCAAAACUCGAAAACGAACGUGCACCAAUCCCCCACCAAGCAAUGGAGGCCUGGAAUGUUCAGGAAAUGCGGAAAUGCAAUUCUACUGUACGCUUGGAGAUUGCCCCGUUGACGGUGGCUGGUCUGCGUGGAGCGAAUGGUCCAAAUGUCCAAACCAGUGCGGUAUAAAAUCGAUGAAGAAUCGCACCCGCACUUGCACCAGCCCCCGGCCCGGACCGGGAGGAAAGGCGUGUAACGGGAGUGCCUAUGAAGAGGCUCUUUGUGUUUUACCUUCGUGUCCAGUUGACGGGGGCUGGAGCGAGUACGGUCCGUGGAGUGUGUGCUCAAAGUCCUGUGGCGGUGGAGAGCGUUACCGGGAACGAACAUGCACGAACCCUUCACCGGUGAAUGGCGGGAAAACUUGCGACGGCAUUGGCAUGCAGUCCGAGACUUGUAAUGCGCAUGCGUGCAAUGCUAAGACGCCAACAAAUACAACUGAACCCGACCAAGAAGACGGGGACCACGAGGCUGCUGUUGACAAUCCUCCUGAACGCACCAACGCGUGGAAGAUCGUCGGCAUAUUUCUACUGAUACUGUGCAUUAUCCUUAUUCUCAUCAUAGUUUAUUUGUGUGCCAGAAGUAUAAGAAACAAAGGUGAAGGAAGCAUAUCUAAAGGAAAAAAGAAGAAAGAAGAUAAAAAGAAAAAUGGAAAAGAGGAGGAAAUCGCACUCGACGAAAAACAACCACUGCAUGAAGAAAAUGCGAACGCAUAGACUUGAUAAGCCCACUGACGAGUGACCAGCGGUGCCAACAGCUAGUUAUAAUCCCAUACAAGCUGUCAGUCCAAUUGUUUGGACACACAAACACCCCUUGCAUGGCUAUAUUUCUAAUAAUUUUCAAAGUGAAGAGAGUUUGUCCAAAGGGUUUGUCAGAGAAAGUAACAAGACAAUUAUCAAGACGCCCAGGAAAAAAUCGACAAAUCGUCUGAGAAAUCUUAGGGUUUUGCCCCAAUCUAGAGUUUUAUAAUUACUGAAAAAAAUAUAGUUGAUUUGAGCUUGUGGGAAACUUGCAAUUAAAUUUAUUCGAUCCGACCAUUCUCGUCCCAGAGCCCCUCCAUGAUAACCGCCGAGGAGGCUCUGAGCGAGAAUGUCGACCCGACUUGCGUGACACUGUUUAAGCUUGUGUGACUGUGGAAUUUUUAAAGCCUUUUUCACAUUAUUUGAUAUUCUAGAAUUAUGAUUUCUUUUUUAAUUUCACCGUAAUUCAAGGCGAUUUUAUUCGCCCCUGAAAUUAACUUCUCAUUUGCAUAGGGUCUUACAACCUUCAAAAUCAUUUGUCACGCAAGUCGGUCACGCUACCAAGAAAAUACUAUAAGCUCGGCCUAGUCCCCAGGGUUCUGCUCGGAAAUCCUGUCGUACGCCGUUAGGUAUAAGGGACUGGGGAGGAUCUUCUGGUGAAUCAUCAACCAUGUGAAACCCAAACGCUAAAGAAAACUCCAAAGGGCGUCUCUUAAUUAGGCUGCUAUAAGUUACCCUGGAUGGCGCUGACUAGUUUACCUUGACUAAGAAAUCACGUGACUUUUUCGUUGACAAACUCAGGGCGCCAAAGCAAACACAAAAUGGCUGCAAUUGUCACGCCGGAGAGCGAAGAAGAUUUAAAAUCUUUCCAUACAAAAACUACCUCUCUCACAUAUAUGCUUUCUGGAUGAUUAAUAAGUUGAUUUUGUUUUUGCUAUUUCGCCGCCAGAAGCAGGAGCGUGGCGAAUUUGUCACUAAACGUGACGCGAAUCCUUAGUGCAAGUCACCUAUUAUUAUAACGUUACCAUUAACAUAAAAGAAAAUUAGUCCCAAAGUGAAAAUGUCUUUUUGGGUCGCCAUCAAAUGAUAAGUUAUGCAUUCAACCUUUUAAAGUGUCUUUAUACAAGUCUGGCUGUUUUUUAAAAGCCAAUAUUUCGUAAUCUAUUAAAACCGACUUUGUUGAAUAGAAAAUAGAAACAGAAAAUUUUAGUCAUAUAGUUCGCAAAUAGUUCUAGAGUAUUUUUAUUGAGGAAAAACUAUUCGAGUAUAGAUAGUACAUAUUUGAAAAUUCAAAAUAAACCCUUUUAAUGGUGUUAAAAA
Nematostella vectensis (starlet sea anemone) is the source of this 3183-nucleotide messenger RNA. RefSeq names its product SCO-spondin. The transcript is spliced from 11 exons. Bases 361 to 1839 code for a protein of 492 amino acids. The record is from RefSeq and is a predicted model, not a curated record. Lineage: Eukaryota; Metazoa; Cnidaria; Anthozoa; Actiniaria; Edwardsiidae.